Ambispora gerdemannii is the source of this 345-nucleotide messenger RNA. The record is from the annotation of a GenBank genome assembly. Lineage: Eukaryota; Fungi; Glomeromycota; Glomeromycetes; Archaeosporales; Ambisporaceae.
AAAAAAAAGUGGACCAUAGUACAAAGAAAACAACAUCAGCGCCAGCAAUUAAAAGAGUUUGAUGAUAAACGUGCAAUCAAAAUUUCAACAUUCCUAGUAUCAGUAAUUCUAACUGUGGCGUUUCCAAACACUAAUGUCUGGAUAACACAUAUGCUUAGUUCUCUCUCUCAAAAAUCAAACAUGCAAUCAUCUUUGUAUGCUAUCUUGUGCACAGUAAAUGUAAUUGUCCAUUCAGUGAGGCACGAAAGAAAAAUGGAAAAGGAUAGACCGCUUACUGAUAUUAUAGCUGAAGAAGUUCACAUGAAUAAUCAAUAUGAGGAAUUUCGGAUGGGUGCAUCAUCAUUC